AUGCCUGGAAUUACUAUUCGCUGGGAAGACCCUGAGAAAUGGCAGACUACCAUGCAAAAGGUAGAACAGCUACUCGAACAGCAUACGGGACACAAAAACUAUCCCUCAACAAAGAGUCUUCCGCCGAUCAUGUUCGGUGUUGAUAUGCCACAGAAAGGCAUUGAUGAGUUGAAGGAAUUGGACGGUGUAAUGGUGGACGUCCAUGAUGAUAACUGA
Fusarium pseudograminearum CS3096 is the source of this 216-nucleotide messenger RNA. RefSeq lists its product as uncharacterized. Bases 1 to 216 code for a protein of 71 amino acids. NCBI's taxonomy places the organism in Eukaryota, Fungi, Ascomycota, Sordariomycetes, Hypocreales, Nectriaceae. The record is from RefSeq and is a predicted model, not a curated record. The transcript is spliced from 4 exons.